This is a messenger RNA of Ilex paraguariensis (yerba mate), 1895 nucleotides long. NCBI's taxonomy places the organism in Eukaryota, Viridiplantae, Streptophyta, Magnoliopsida, Aquifoliales, Aquifoliaceae. The record is from the annotation of a GenBank genome assembly.
UUACCUUCCAUGCUUUUACAGAAAACCCUACAACUUUCAAUCCCCACCUAAACUUUAAAAAGACACCAAAAAGAAUAGCUUGUAAAGAAACCACCCCACCACUCCAAUUUCUCUUAUCGAUUCCCCAAAAGAAAAGCAAAAGUUCUACUCAGAUUCCUCUGAUUCUCUCUCUCUCUCUCCAAUUAUGUUUUUGUUUGAGAAAAAACCGAGCUAAAAUCCAACACCAAGAUCCUCUUUUAAUCAUUCUCUAUCCCAAUUCACUGUUAAAAACACAACCAACCCAUCCUCCUGCGUCCAAAGAGCUAACAGACUCAUACAAGGUUUAUUUUUUGAUGUGGGUCUUUGGCUAAAUGGAUACGUUGUUUAGACUAGUCAGCCACCAAUCCGAUCAGUCCUUCAAUUCUAGCAGAACUUCAAGCAGCUCCAGAUCUUCUAAACAAAACCAUCACCAAGAAGAAGAAGAAUGCUUCAACUUUUUCAUGGAUGAAGAUGAUUUCUCUUCUUCUUCUUCCAGACAAUACUAUCCUUACCCACAGCAACACCAAACUUCUAACACCCCCACCCCUACACAAACCACAACAAACACAAGCACUCCAACACACCAAGUCUUUGAAUCUGCUGAUUUCUCUUUCUCUCCCGCUCGAGACAUAAACCUUGAAUUCGCCUCUUCGUUUUCCGGCAAGUGGGCUUCGGAUAUUCUGAUCGAGGCAGCUCGAGCGAUUGCUGAUAAGAACAGUGCUCGUCUUCAACAGUUGACGUGGAUGCUCAAUGAGCUCAGUUCACCUUAUGGUGACACCGAUCAAAAGCUCGCCUCCUACUUCCUCCAAGCCUUGUUUAGCCGCAUGACAGACUCCGGCGAACGGUGUUACCGGACUUUGACGUUAGCUUCGGAGAAGAAUUGCUCUUUCGAGUCUACCAGAAAAAUGGUGCUGAAAUUCCAAGAGGUGAGCCCUUGGACUACAUUCGGCCAUGUUGCUUGUAACGGUGCAAUCAUGGAAGCUUUUGAAGGUGAGAGCAAGUUACAUAUAGUUGAUAUUAGCAACACGUACUGCACACAGUGGCCUACUUUGCUUGAAGCCCUGGCGACUCGCACAGAUGAAACGCCGCACCUACGGCUCACCACCGUGGUAGCCAGCAAAGCCGGUGGCGCCACCGGAGGAGAAGUUUCGGCGCAAAGGGUCAUGAGAGAGAUUGGAAACAGAAUGGAAAAGUUUGCUAGACUCAUGGGUGUUCCCUUUAAAUUCACCGUUGUACACCAUACAGGUGAUUUAUCAGAAUUGAAUUUGGCUGAUUUGGAUAUCAAAGAUGAUGAAGCACUUGCAAUCAACUGUGUCGGCGCCUUACAUUCCGUUUCAACGAUCGGUGACCGCCGGAACUUUCUAAUAUCGAUGUUUCUGAGAUUGCAGCCUAGGGUUUUAACUGUUGUUGAAGAAGAAGCUGAUCUUGAUGUGGGUACUGAUGGGUUUGACUUUGUUAAAGGCUUCCAAGAGUGUUUGAGAUGGUUUAGGGUUUACUUCGAGUCAAUGGACGAGAGCUUUCCAAGAACAAGUAAUGAGAGAUUGAUGCUCGAACGCGCCGCCGGACGUGCAAUCGUUGACCUGGUCGCUUGCCCUCCGUCGGAGUCAAUCGAACGGCGACAGACCGCCACGCGCUGGUCACAUCAUCUGCAUGCGAGUGGGUUAGCCCUGUUUUGUUUAGUGAAGAAGUGAGUGAUGAUGUACGCUCUCUUCUGAGGAGAUAUAAGGAGGGUUGGUCGAUGGCACAGUGCUCUGAUUCCGCCGGAAUAUUCUUGUCCUGGCGGGAUCAGCCGGUGGUUUGGGCUAGUGCAUGGAAGCCUUCAUAAGUUUGACUUGCACAACGAAUGGAGGUUAGUCGCACGUGUGUUGUUUUUGGGC